AUGGGCCAAAAGGGUAGCAAGAUAAAGAUUACAGAACAGGAUAGAGCUGUUCUUCAAUUAAAACAAUCAAAGGAUUCAAUACAUAAAUAUACAAAACGAACUAGUGAUUUAAUUAGUCAUGAGAAACAAGAAUUGAAAAUUUUAAUUCAAAAUAAUCCUCAAAAAUAUAAAGAGAAUAAAAAAACAAGAUUCAUUUUGAAAAGAAUACACUAUCAAGAACAUCUUUUGGAUCAAGCAUCUGAUCAAUUAAUAAAUUUAGAAAAUAUGUUAUCCAAUAUAGAAUUUAAAUUAGUAGAAAAACAAUUUUUUGAAGGUUUACAAAAUGGUAAUAAAAUCUUAACUAAAUUAAAUAAAGAAUUUACUAAUGUUGAUGAAGUUCUAGAUGAUGUUCAGGAACAAAUUGCAUAUCAAGAUGAAAUAAAUGAAGCACUUGCUCAACAUGUGUCAGGUGUCAACGAUUAUGAAGAUGAGAUAGAUAAAGAAUUAGAAGCGAUGGAGAAGGAGCUAUUACCACACGAAGAGUUAGAGUCAAACCCUGUACCAAAUAUGCCAUCGGUAGAGAAGUUACCAGAAUUAAACAAUUCAAAACCAAAGAUCGAAGAUACUACGCCUGUAAAGAAGCCAAUCGACGAAGAACAACAAAGACAAGAGCCGGCCUUACUGGCCUGA
This is a messenger RNA of Maudiozyma saulgeensis, 669 nucleotides long. The record is from the annotation of a GenBank genome assembly. Lineage: Eukaryota; Fungi; Ascomycota; Saccharomycetes; Saccharomycetales; Saccharomycetaceae.